Molecule: messenger RNA, 884 nt
Organism: Macrosteles quadrilineatus (aster leafhopper)
Lineage: Eukaryota; Metazoa; Arthropoda; Insecta; Hemiptera; Cicadellidae
Exons: 2
Coding region: 76-621 (181 amino acids)
Source: RefSeq, a predicted model, not a curated record
UAAGUCUUUGACUUUGUACUACUUAAAGGAAGCUAUAUUAUCAAUAAAUCUUUGAGAUUGUGAUAAUUAUUGGCAAUGAGAUAUUCAAGUAUAUUGUUCGCUGUGGUCCUUGUGGGGCUGGUGAAAGUAGGAUUUUCCCAAGAUAAAAAGCCUUCACAUCAUGGACCAGUAUUCACAGGAGACGAUGAGCAUGAGCCUUCACAUCAUGGACCAGUAUUCACAGGAGACGAUGAGCAUGAGCCUUCACAUCAUGGACCAGUAUUCACAGGAGACGAUGAGCAUGAGCCUUCACAUCAUGGACCAGUAUUCACAGGAGACGAUGAGCAUGAGCCUUCACAUCAUGGACCAGUAUUCACAGGAGACGAUGAUGACCCUUCAUAUUACGGAUAUCUUAGAAGUCAAGGAAAAUCGUAUGGGAAUAAGCCAACUAAGCCUCGUCCUCCCCCUCACAAAGGCCACUAUCGAACUGAUGAAUUCAUUGACGAUAGCGAUGAUCAUUCAAUACUUUCCAAUGAAGAUGAAUUUACAUCACAAGAUAACACGUCUGAUUUAUCCGAUAAUUCUUUGGAAGAUUCUUAUGAGUUUGCAGGAGACGUUUUUGAAUUUUUCAAGUCACCAUAGAAAAGUUGUGCUUCGCCACCACAGAUAAUUAAAGGUGGAGUAAAAGAUCCUCCAAAAAGUCACUUUGUCGGUUGAGUAUGAUGUUAAUGUCCCAAAAGUUACACCCAUCGAAGCAAAUUUUACUAAUCUACUAAAGAGGUUAAUGUUGUAAAGUCCAGAAAAAAACUAUUUCUGUAUUUAUUAAUUAAUUUAUAUUUCUGUUUUUUUUUUUAUCGAGGAUAUGAGUAAUUCCACCUUGAAACAAUAAAUGUUUGAAUACAUCA